Messenger RNA from Gadus macrocephalus (Pacific cod), 1764 nucleotides. Its product is annotated as probable endonuclease 4. Gene Ontology annotation, cellular component: nucleus; mitochondrion. The transcript is spliced from 7 exons. Gene Ontology annotation, biological process: base-excision repair. Lineage: Eukaryota; Metazoa; Chordata; Actinopteri; Gadiformes; Gadidae. The record is from RefSeq and is a predicted model, not a curated record. Bases 1 to 1107 code for a protein of 368 amino acids. Gene Ontology annotation, molecular function: DNA-(apurinic or apyrimidinic site) endonuclease activity; zinc ion binding; DNA binding.
AUGAUCCCGUCCGUUGCGUUCAAUUAUAUUAUUCAUCAGAAUUUCCAAUUACAUAUUUUACCAGUUGCGAUAGCUGCUGUACGGAAAGUGUAUUAUAAAAAUCAAAGCAUGGCACCAAAAAAGAGAGCCGCAAAGAAAAGUAAAGUGGAGGAUUCAUUGGAAUCGGGGACAGAAGGAGAGAACUCGACAGCAACAGUUAAGCCCGAUGCCGAGGGUAGUCCAACCAAACGGCAGAGGCAGAGCCAUCCGAGUAAUAAAUACAUCGGAGCGCACGUUGGCAUACAAGGUGGGAUAUGGAAAUCGGUGGAAAGCUGCACAGAAAUGGGAGGACAUAGUUUCGCCCUGUUCCUGGGUUCCCAGCGUUCGUGGAAGAGGCCUGCCCUCGACCUGUCAGCGGCGGGGAAGUUCAAGGAGCUCUGCGCUCAACAGGGGUUCGACCCUGCGCACAUUCUACCACACGGCUCUUACCUCAUGAACUGUGGAUCUCCUAAAGAUGAUGUUUAUGAGAAGAGCCAGGCCAUGCUGGUGGAUGAGCUGGGCCGCUGCAGGGCUCUGGGCCUCAGCCUCUACAACUUCCACCCCGGCUCCUCCCUGGGCACCAUCACCACCGAUCAGUGCAUCCAGAGGAUAGCUGGGGCCGUCGACCACGCCCACCGCCAGGUUCCUGCUGUGGUCACCGUGCUGGAGAACAUGUGUGGCCAGGGCCACACGGUGGGGGGUCAGUUCUCUGAGCUGAGGAGCAUCAUAGAGCGGGUCCAGGACCAGAGCCGGGUGGGCGUCUGUCUGGACACCUGCCACGCCUUCGCAGCCGGAUACGACCUGGCGGCUGUGGGAGGAGUGUCGGCCAUGUUGGACCAGUUUGACACAGAGGUGGGACUGCACUACCUCAGAGCCGUCCACCUCAACGACUCCAAAGGUAAGCUUGGCUGUCACCUGGACCGUCAUGAAGACAUCGGCAAGGGUCAGAUAGGAAUCUCAGCCUUCCGGGACAUCGUCAAUGAGCCCAGACUGGACAACAUCCCUCUGAUACUAGAGACGCCCGGACGGCCGGGGUUUGAGUUUGCCGAACAGAUCAAGCUGCUCUACUCUCUCAUUGAAAGCAAAUAGAAGAAGAGCCCUGAGAUGGUUGUUGUCAUAGGGACCAUAAAGACUGAAUGACCUCACAGGUGAAGGUGUUGAUCUUUUCAGGACAGGUGAUGAAAGUUCCCUAAAAAUAGGUGUUUAUGAUUGUUAAUAGAUAUAUAUAUUUUUGAAAACCUAAUCUGAAAUGACAGACAACGUUUAAUUCAUUAUUUGUAUUGGUAUUUGUUAUAACAACCACUUGGGGGCAGUAGAUGAGCAGUAAUGUGCAUUUCCAGGCUCCCAGAACUAUUCAAUUUUAUUGAAACCAGCGUUAAUAUCAAUUGAAAUGUUAGACUUUUGUUGGGGCACCUGUAAUGUGGUUUUCAAGAUAAUUCAAUGACAUUUGUUUAUUUGCCUUGAUUUAAUGUGUUAUCAGCACCAGCAAAAAACAAAACACACACUACUCUGUAGGGCACAUCUGUUGAACACCAGAUAAUUGUUUCAGCUGUUGACUCAUGUGGGGACUUCACACAGACGCAUACAGACACACACACAUACACACACACACACAGACACAGGGACAUACAUUAGCAUGUAAGACCCACACAUUAACACACACCAAAACCACACUAAAGGAUGUAUCACAUUCAACCUCAUGCCAGCAUGAGGUUCAAUUUGAAUAAAGAACGCUGUAGCAACCAA